Chanos chanos (milkfish) is the source of this 456-nucleotide messenger RNA. It is a transcript of the gene mgst3a, whose product is annotated as microsomal glutathione S-transferase 3a. Gene Ontology annotation, molecular function: glutathione peroxidase activity; glutathione transferase activity. The transcript has 5 exons. Lineage: Eukaryota; Metazoa; Chordata; Actinopteri; Gonorynchiformes; Chanidae. Gene Ontology annotation, cellular component: membrane; endoplasmic reticulum; nuclear envelope. The record is from RefSeq and is a predicted model, not a curated record. Bases 1 to 456 code for a protein of 151 amino acids.
AUGGCAGGAAUGUCCAAAGAAUAUGGCUAUGUGGUGCUCACUGGAGCUGCCACCUUCAUCUUGAUGAGUUAUCUGUCUCAUAAUGUGGUCAAGGCUCGCCAGAAGUACAAUGUGCAGUAUCCUAAAAUGUACAGUGAUGAUCCAGAGACGGGCCACAUCUUUAACUGCAUCCAGAGAGCCCACCAGAAUACUAAUGAAGCUCUGGCUCCUUUCCUUUUCUGCUUGUCUGUCGGAGGCCUACAGCAUCCGCGUCUGGCCAGCGCUUUGGGACUGGUAUGGAUUGUAAGCAGAGUGGUGUAUGCACGUGGCUAUUCCACUGGAGACCCUGAUAAACGGAAGCGUGGGGCAUUUGGGGAGGUGGCAUUUGUUGGUUUGUUUCUGACCACGGUUAGCUGUGGCAGGACCAUACUGGGCUGGUCCAGGCCCAGGUGGUCCAGAACAUUCAGAGUGCUCUGA